Molecule: messenger RNA, 6331 nt
Organism: Agelaius phoeniceus (red-winged blackbird)
Lineage: Eukaryota; Metazoa; Chordata; Aves; Passeriformes; Icteridae
Source: RefSeq, a predicted model, not a curated record
GCGGCGGAGCGGCGCGGAGCGGAGCGGGCGGCGGUGCGGGCUGCGGUACCACCAGCAGCGGCGGCUCUGCGGGGCCGCGCCGGUCUCGGCCACCCCCGGACUCCCCUCCGGCUCUGCCCGUCCCUCCGCCUCCCUCCCCCCAUCCCCUUUUUUUUUAUUUUGCCGCCCCCCCUCAUUUCUCCCAGCAACGCCGCCCCCCGCCCCCCCCCGCAGCAAGAUGGUGCAGAAGAAAUCAGAGAUCCCGGGAUUCCACCGCUCCUUCAAGGGGCAAAACCCUUUCGACCUGGAGUUCGACCAGUCCAACCACCUGGAGCCCGUCUUCAACUUCGAGUGCCCGCCCCGUCCCGACAUGCCUUCAAGUCAACCCAUCGACAUCCCUGAUGCCAAGAAAAGGAACAAGAAGAAGAAGCGCUGCAGAGCCACCGACAGCUUCUCGGGCAGGUUCGAAGAUGUUUACCAGCUGCAGGAGGAGGUGCUGGGAGAAGGGGCCCACGCCAGAGUCCAGUCCUGCGUGAACCUCAUCACCAACAAGGAGUACGCGGUGAAGAUCAUCGAAAAGCGCCUGGGACACAUCCGGAGCAGGGUUUUCCGGGAGGUGGAGAUGCUCUAUCAGUGCCAGGGACACAGAAAUGUGCUGGAGCUGAUUGAGUUCUUCGAGGAGGAGGAGAGGUUUUACCUGGUGUUUGAGAAGAUGAGGGGAGGCUCCAUCCUGACCCACAUCCACCGGAGACGCCACUUCAACGAGCUGGAGGCCAGCGUGGUGGUGCAGGAUAUCGCCAGCGCCCUGCACUUUCUGCACAACAAAGGGAUUGCACACAGGGAUCUGAAACCAGAAAAUAUCCUGUGUGAGAGCCCAGACCAGGUCUCCCCAGUGAAGAUCUGUGACUUUGACCUGGGAAGUGGCAUCAAACUGAACGGCGACUGCUCCCCUAUCUCCACUCCAGAGCUGCUCACCCCGUGUGGCUCAGCCGAGUACAUGGCCCCAGAGGUGGUGGAAGCCUUCAACGAGGAAGCCUCAAUCUACGACAAGCGCUGUGACCUGUGGAGCCUGGGUGUCAUCCUGUACAUCAUGCUCAGUGGGUACCCCCCCUUUGUGGGCCACUGUGGCUCUGACUGUGGCUGGGACCGGGGUGAGGCGUGCCACACCUGCCAGAACAUGCUCUUUGAGAGCAUCCAGGAGGGGAAGUACGAGUUUCCUGACAAGGACUGGGCACACAUCUCCUUUGGAGCCAAAGACCUCAUUUCCAAGCUGCUGGUGAGAGAUGCCAAGAAGCGGCUCAGCGCAGCCCAGGUCCUGGAGCACCCCUGGGUGCAGGGGUGUGCCCCGGACAAUACCCUGCCAACCCCCAUCAUCCUGCAGAGGGCACAGAGAGAUGUCUUCCUUUCCUCCCACGCUCCGGCUGGCGGCUCCCUGGGCAUGCAUGGGUGCUCUUGUGCCAGCCGGCUCCUGCCCCCGCACCAUCUCCACCUCACACUGCCUGGCAAGGAGAUGCCAUCGGUGGGGACAACACUGGCCAGUGGUUUCUGGCUGAGCAGGUCCAGCAGGAGCAGCAGGGAUCACCCCCUCGUUCCCAAAACCGUCCCUCAGAGACUGACCCUGACCUCCUCAAGGCUCACCCCCUGUGUCUCUCAGACUGCCCCUCAGGGAUGGUCCCCAUCCUUUUCAGGGAUCAGCCCUUCAGGGAUCAUCCCCUUACUUUCCCUAAGGGAUCGUCCCCUCAUCCCCCAAACUGUCCCCAGGGAUCGCCCAUCAAAAUUGUCUUUCUCAUUCCUCCACACUGGUUCCUCAGGGUCUCAUUCCCUCUUGCCCAAAAGUGCCCUUCAGGGAUUGCUCCCCUCUGCUGCUCGUCAGGGAAAUGCCCCGUUACCCUCAAAAGAUCCCCCAGGGAUCGCCCCCUCAUCUCCAGAAGUGCUCCUCAGGGAUGGACCCUCAUCCUCCUCAAGGAUCGCCCCCUCAGGAAUCAUCCCCUUAGGUAUCACCCCCUCACUCCCCCUCGCAUCGCCCUCCAUCCUCCCCCUCCGUGCCGGCCCCGCCCGCCGCCCCACGCCCUCUCCCCGCCCCGCCGCCGCCUCCGCCGCUCCCCCGUGCCCGGCCGGCGGCGGCGCCCGCCCCAUGCGCCGCUGCUGCCCGGCGCUCUGCAUCCGCACCGCCAUCGACGCCACCGCCAUCGACGCCACCGCCGACAUCUCCGCGGCCCUCGCCCCCGUCCCCGUCCCGCCUGCCGCCGUGUCCCGCCCGCCGCUGCUGGUGCUGGUGCUGCUGCAGCGCCGCCCCGCGCCGCCCGCCCCCGCGGCCCCGCCGCACAAGAUGGCGGCCGGAGGGAGCGGCGGCCCCGGCGGCCUCUCCUCCUCCUGCCCGCAGCCGCCGCCGCCCCCGCCGGGCAACGGGGCCGCGGCCGCCGCCUGCACCAACGGCGCGCCCGCCUCGCCGCCCGGCCUCACCUACAACCAGAGCGGCGCCGCCAACCCGCCGGCGGCCAGCGGCGGCGCGGGGGGCCCGGCGGCGGCGGGGGCGGCGGGGGCAGCCGGCGGGGCGGGCGGUCCUGGCGGGGCGCUGCAGCGGGAGCCGGUGUACAACUGGCAGGCGACGAAGCCGACGGUGCAGGAGCGGUUCGCGUUCCUCUUCAACAACGAGGUGCUCAGCGACGUGCACUUCCUGGUGGGGAAGGGCCGCGGCUCCCAGCGCAUCCCGGCGCACAGGUUCGUGCUGGCCGUGGGCAGCGCUGUCUUCGAUGCGAUGUUCAAUGGUGGGAUGGCCACAACCUCCACAGAGAUUGAGCUGCCUGACGUGGAGCCUGCUGCCUUCCUAGCUCUGCUCAAAUUUCUUUACUCAGACGAAGUUCAGAUCGGACCAGAGACUGUUAUGACAACACUUUACACAGCUAAGAAAUAUGCAGUUCCAGCCCUUGAAGCUCAUUGUGUGGAGUUUCUUAAAAAAAACCUCAGAGCAGACAAUGCAUUCAUGCUAUUAACUCAGGCCCGGCUGUUUGAUGAGCCCCAGCUGGCCAGCCUGUGCCUGGAGAACAUAGACAAGAACACCUCAGAUGCCCUCAAUGCAGAGGGGUUUACAGACAUUGACCUGGACACGCUGGUGGCAGUGCUGGAGAGGGACACGCUGGGCAUCCGGGAGGUUCGCCUGUUCAACGCCGUCGUGCGCUGGUCCGAGGCCGAGUGUCAGCGGCAGCAGCUCCAGGUGAUUCCAGAGAACAAGCGGAAGGUUCUGGGCAAAGCUCUCUCCCUUAUCCGCUUCCCACUGAUGACUAUUGAGGAGUUUGCAGCAGGGCCUGCCCAGUCGGGGAUCCUGACGGACCGGGAGGUGGUGAGCCUGUUCCUGCACUUCACCGUCAACCCGAAGCCGCGGGUGGAGUUCAUCGACCGGCCCCGGUGCUGCCUGCGGGGCAAGGAGUGCAGCAUCAGCCGCUUCCAGCAGGUGGAGAGCCGCUGGGGGUACAGUGGGACGAGUGACAGGAUCAGGUUCUCAGUAAACAAAAGGAUAUUUGUAGUUGGGUUUGGAUUAUACGGAUCCAUACACGGGCCAACAGAUUACCAAGUAAAUAUCCAGAUCAUCCACACAGACAGCAACACGGUCCUGGGGCAGAAUGACACCGGCUUCAGCUGCGACGGCUCCUCCAACACCUUCCGGGUCAUGUUCAAGGAGCCUGUGGAGAUUCUACCCAACGUCAACUACACAGCCUGUGCUACUCUGAAGGGUCCAGAUUCCCACUAUGGAACCAAAGGACUGCGCAAAGUGAUCCAUGAAUCACCAACAACGGGAGCCAAAACCUGCUUCACGUUCUGUUACGCGGCUGGGAACAACAACGGCACCUCCGUGGAGGAUGGACAAAUCCCAGAGAUCAUCUUCUACACAUAGUGCCACUGCCAGCCCGCCCUGGACUCGGCUCUUCCCUGCCACCUCCCAAACCAAAUCUCUGGCUGAGUUUGACCACACCAAUUGGAGCCACACUAGCCAAAGGUCCCAGUGAAAUCAUUUCAAAGCUCAUCUUCUGCCUUGUGCUAGUGCUGCUGCUGCUCUCAGGUGCCAGGCCAGCUGGUGUCCCAGUGCAGCCCAGCUGGUGUCCCAGUACCAUUUGUACGUUGUCUGUGGCUUGUUGUUUUUCACUCCUGAUUAACCCUAUCUAACAACGUGCGUUUUUUGGACUGUAAUGAAUGUAGAUGCUUUUCCACCGGUCAGAAACAAGGCAACGAGUGGCUCUGGUUGUGGUUUCACUUGCCAUGAGGAGAUGGUCCUGCAGACAGACUCGGUCAGGGCUGGGUGGCCUCAGCUCAGCAGUCCAGGCCACACUGCAGGGCUUGGCCAGCCCGUGUGCAGCACCUUCCCUCCCUCCCAGCAGCCUCAGCACACAGAGCCGCCUUCAAACUCAUGGGAAGUGGCCUUUUCCCUGAGGCUUUGCUGUUCCAGCACUACACAGGCUUGGAGACCUCAAAGCUGAGCUCCUCUGGAGGGACUGAGGCAUUUUCCUGCUCUCCCCACUGAUCUGUGACAAUCUUCAUCUCGGGCAGUUGGUGGCAGCGAGGUGACCUCCCUGCAGAGUGGUGAGGGGCAGCUCCUCCUGCAUUCUGAGUCCCCGUGGUGCUGCUUCCACACCCCUGGCACUUCCCAGGUGUUGGUGAUGCUCAGCUCACCCCUGAGCAGCCCCAGCUCUGUUGUCACUGGUCGUUGUCCUUUGCAGAGUGCCAGGGUUUGUCAGCUGAAGCAGAAGGGCACCUGCCUCACCUGUUCCAGGGCAUUCCUGCAGUUUCCAUGCACGUUUCCAUGCAUUUCCCUCUGUUCCUGUGCAUUGCUGCCUCACCCCUGCUGCCCUGAUGGAAGCUGGAGGAGAGGCUGGAUGUGCACCUGCCUGUUACCUAGAAUGCAGCAGAUGGACAAGGAUUUACCAAAUGGUUCAGGAAAAGGUGGAAUAUUCUCUGUGCUGAUGUGUGUUUGCACACUGCCUGUCGGCCAGGCACAGCAGAGGGAUCACAAACAUCACCUGCUGAGCUGUGGAGCUCGGUGACCUUGAAGAGACCCCUUGUUCAGGCCCAGCUGCUUUUCCCCGUGGCUGGUCCUGGGCUGCCUGACCAGCCCCACCCUCACUGCCCACGAGUGAAGACCACGAGACUCUUCCUCCCCUCCUCUGGAAUUAAGCUCAGCCUGGCAGGAAGAGCAGAGCCAGCGGAGUCUGCGUGGGACUGGCUGGGGUGGUGCUGCCUCAGGGCCCCUUCUCCAACCUCCUGCUCCAGCACACGGAGCCACUGCCACUCUCUGGGCAGCUGCUGCCCCUGGAUUUCACUGCUGGAAGUCGAAACCUGGCUGUCCUUGGCUGGAGCACGGCUCCUCCUCCUCCUCCUGCUGCCCCAGCCGGGAUCCUGGGGCUGUGCUGCCUGCAGUCUCCUCCUCAGCCCUGCAGCAGCAGCCUGGGAAUGCCCUGCACCUCCUCAGCAGUAGCUGUUAGAGAUGCCCAGAGUGUGUUCUGUGCUCCAGGGAGAUGGUGUGAGCUGUGCAUUGUCAGCCUGCUUCCAGGUGGGAUGGUUCUAAUAUGGCCAGUACUAAAAAAAUAGAAAAAAAUAGAAAAAAAUCCCAACCUGGGUCCACGACCUGGUGACUGAACCCGACUCAGUGCAAUGCAAACAGGGCUGUGGGAUGGAUUCACAGACUCUGUGUCCGUCAGGCUGUCUGUGACUGCCUGCUUCUGUCACCACCCCUCUCCCAAGGGUGGUGGCAAUGUCACUGCUGGCAGCCAGGGCUCAUGUUGGGGUAGCACCUUCCCAGGGGCUCUGAUCUGGGUUCUGCACCUCGGGGCAUCAGGUACAGGUGGAAAAAGUGGAAUAAUUGGAAUUUGAGAGAAGCAGAGCUUGGCUCUGUGAGCAGGGCUGGGGCAGGCCCUGCCCAGCUGAAGGGGGACCUCCCUGGCUGUUCCCUGGAAGUUCUGUUGUUCUCAUGAUUAUUUUGUUACACAGAUUCUUGUCCCAAAUCCCACCUUCCUGCCCUCCCUGCCCGGGGCAGGUCUGGCAGCUUGUCCUGUCACGGAGGGAGAGGAGUCAAACUCUGAACUACAGCUGAGCAACUUCUGUUCUUAUGGCUUUUCUGCAGUUUGAUGCAAUUCUGGCUUCUGUAGAUAGAUGAAUGUAAUUCCUUGUUGGACAUGCCUGUUCCCAGCAGUAUGAGCCAUUCUGUUGUACCACGUCACCUUCCAGCAGAGCGGGCCCCGCCCGGCUCCUGUGCUCUUUGAUGAAUGUAUCCGAUGCUCUCGUCCCGUGUUCACACUCUGCUUUUUGGCCAGCUUUGUGAUUUGUAAAUAGGAAAACAAUAAAGACAUCGAGGUUGUCUUUA